CGCCGUAGAAAUCCGGUUCUUUUCAUGCAGCAGCAUUGCAACACAUCCAAAUGAAUCCAUUCGUUUUAUGUUUGCUCGCUACUCUCUGCUGUGGACAAGAUUUCAGUCCCAGCUCGCCAUGCACCGUGAGAGGAGGCGGAACAGGAGAAUGUAUUCCGUUGUCGGAGUGCCCUCCACUUGCCCUGCAGAUCAAGCGAACUCUCCGUCGUCCGAGACCCUGUGGGUUCCGUGAGUCUGUUCCUCUCGUUUGUUGUAGCACGAAAGACAUCGAAAGACACCGACCUACAACGCCUCCCCCGCUCGUCGUAGAAGAGGCGACGACCCAAAAUGAACCCGGUUGUGGACUGGUGGUGCCAGAUGAUAUCACGGUUGAAGAGGACUCUUCCGGAAACAGGAGGCUGUCGAGGUCACCAUGGCCAUGGAUGGCAGCGCUCUUUGACAAAGACACAUACUUCUGCGGUGGCACUCUACUCGACCGCACCACUGUUUUGACGGCAGCGCAUUGCUUCACAGACGACACUAAAAGGGCCUCGGAUUACAAAGUUCGACUAGGCGUGCUGGCAGACAAUGAGGAAGCCAGCGACCACAGCGUUACCAUCGCGGUGAAGGACUUGAAGGUGCACGAGGUGUACCGAAAGGGUCGUUACUACGCGGACAUCGCCAUUUUGCUGUUGGCUGAGAGGGUCCCUUACAACAGAUUCAUCGCACCCAUUUGUCUUCCUCCCGCUAAGCUGAAACUGAGCGGAAAGGUGGUUGUGCUCGGCUGGGGACACACGUCUUUCGGAGGCCGAUACGCACGAUGGCUCCAGGAAGGCCGCGUCUCCGUCAUUGGAAAUCGGGAGUGUGACAUGGCCCUCAAGGCGUCCCCAAGCUACGUUACCUUUACGGAGGGUGUCAACGAUAACUUCUUAUGUGCCGUCAACAAUACUGGUGUCGAUGCCUGUCAGGGCGAUUCAGGCGGCCCGCUGCUCGCACUCGGUGAAGAUUAUCGCUGGCAGAUUGUGGGCGUCGUGUCCUUUGGAAUCAACUGCGGUGCUGGCUUUCCCGGCGCUUACACUCGAGUCACGACCUUUCUCCCUUGGAUACAACGCAACAGAGAUCAUUAAAAAAUCAAGCUCUU
Messenger RNA from Ornithodoros turicata, 1120 nucleotides. RefSeq names its product clotting factor G beta subunit-like. Lineage: Eukaryota; Metazoa; Arthropoda; Arachnida; Ixodida; Argasidae. The record is from RefSeq and is a predicted model, not a curated record. The transcript is spliced from 7 exons. Gene Ontology annotation, molecular function: serine-type endopeptidase activity. The coding region runs from base 51 to 1106 and encodes 351 amino acids. Gene Ontology annotation, biological process: proteolysis.